CUUUUGGAAUUGGAAGUUUUGUGCUGUUUCAUCUUACAGUUCAAUAAAUAUAAUUUCCUUAAACUGGUUAAACUUUGCGAUUAUAUUUCAAAAUGAGUUCAAUUGGAACCGGGUAUGAUCUGUCCGCAUCUCAAUUCUCUCCUGACGGACGAGUGUUCCAGAUUGAGUACGCCGCGAAAUCAGUGGAAAACAGUGGAACGGUGAUCGGACUUCGCGGAAAGGAUGGCGUUAUAUUGGCCGUGGAAAAGCUCAUUACCAGCAAAUUGUAUGAACCGGACUCUGGCACUCGGAUUUUUACAAUUGAUACUUCGAUUGGAAUGGCAAUAAGUGGAAUGAUUGCUGAUGGUCGGGCUGUGGUAGACCUUGCGCGGCAAGAGGCCGCAAAUUAUCGCCAACAAUAUGACAAACCCAUUCCUCUGAAGCAAUUGAAUGAUCGAUUGGCCAGCUAUUUCCACGCUUACACAUUGUACAGUGCGGUACGUCCCUUUGGAGUUAGUGUAAUUCUGGCUUCUUGGACUGAGGAAACCGGUCCCGAAAUGUACAUGAUUGAUCCAUCAGGAUUUUCGUGCGGUUACUUUGGAUGUGCGGUUGGCAAAGCUAAGCAAACAGCAAAAACGGAAAUUGAAAAACUAAAACUUGCAGAUAUGUCUGUAAAUGAUUUGAUUACCACCUCGGGAAAAAUUAUCUAUCAAGUGCACGAUGAACUGAAAGACAAGGACUUCAAGUUGGAGUUGAGUUGGGUGUGCCAGGCAUCGGAAGGAAAGCAUCAGCUGGUGCCGGAUGAACUGUACGCUGCGGCAACUAGAGCUGGACAGGAAGCAGUCGAUGAGGACGAUAGUGAUAAUGAUAUUUAAGUUAGUGUCGCUGGAACUUAUGUCGAUUAUCGUUUCACAUAUUAAAAAAUAAUCAGUUUAAAAUUUACGGAUAUAUCAAAUUUAUGGGAUAUUUGAAAGCUUUUUUUUUAUUUGUGCAGGACUGGCUUCUAGUUUUUAACUACUGACAAAAUAGGCAUGAAACAAAUUCUUUUCAGUA
Messenger RNA from Sabethes cyaneus, 1032 nucleotides. RefSeq names its product proteasome subunit alpha type-3 (gene Prosalpha7). The transcript is spliced from 5 exons. The coding region runs from base 93 to 854 and encodes 253 amino acids. Gene Ontology annotation, cellular component: proteasome core complex; synapse; proteasome core complex, alpha-subunit complex. Lineage: Eukaryota; Metazoa; Arthropoda; Insecta; Diptera; Culicidae. Gene Ontology annotation, biological process: ubiquitin-dependent protein catabolic process. The record is from RefSeq and is a predicted model, not a curated record.